This is a messenger RNA of Owenia fusiformis, 2191 nucleotides long. Lineage: Eukaryota; Metazoa; Annelida; Polychaeta; Sabellida; Oweniidae. The record is from the annotation of a GenBank genome assembly.
GAUUAGAUGGUACCAAUCAACAUGCCACAGCAAAACACUGAAGUAAUUUUCAAUUGUUGAGAACGUCACAAACAACAAGCUGGAUCUGUUAUAACAACCAGAAGUUUGAAAGAAAGUAAGAAAAGGUAAACGGGAUCGCGAUUCGUGUCCUUGCCAUCAUGCCUGGUCCGGGACAAGUUCAGGGAAUGAGCGCAGUCUGUAACGUGUAUGAUCAAGUGGAAGAACUCCGGGGAAAACUUCAUUUAAAAGAUCGUGAUUUCAAAGCAUUCUACGAAUGCUCACAGAGAGAGAAACAUGUUAAUGAUCACAAAAUCAUCAACCUUAGACAAAGAAAUCGGGAACAAUGGAAGGCACUCGCUAAAAGAUCCAACGGCGAUGAAACCGUCAUCAAAACAGCGUUUGAAACUAAACGAGAUGAACGACUCUCAAUGCAACGUUACACUGCAUCUGAAGCCAUUGUGAAUAUGGACCAGAAGGUAUGUGAGGCGGUGAAGAUGUUGAACAGUAUGAGACAUGAACGAAUGGAACGGGAACAACGCAUUAACGAUCUUCAAACAACUCUGGAAAGGAUGGAGUCACUUUCAUCUCCGAAUAAUAGCGAGACAGAUGAUGAUCAGAUUGUGCGUCGUUUGGAAAAUUGCUUAGACAAGGCACAGAUGAAGUUUGAUACUGCGUUUAACAUCGGUUCCCGCUACGAAGAUAUCCAUCAAACAUUGAAGAAUGAGAGUUUGCAGUAUUCUGGUAAACUAGAAGCGAUGGAGAAAGCUCUCAUCCACCAGAGAGAGGAAUUGAAGGAACUGAGAAAGAUGAAAGCGGAGGCACUGCAAGCCAGAGAACAAGCAAAGAAAGAGAUGUCGAAGUUUGAACAAGAGACCUACGAGGCCAGCAGGCAACGUCAUCAGCAGCUUCAAACCACACGGAAGGAAGUUGACCAACGUAAAGAGAUGGCUGAAAAGGUUGAAAGACGUGCAAACAGAGCCACCAUGAUCGUAGACCACCAACAGGAUCAAAAGACUUCACAAAUGAAGCAACAGAAGCAAAAACAUCAGAGACAGAUCCUGACAUAUGAGCAUGCAUUCGAUCGAAUCAAACAAGCAACGGGCGUGACGGACAUUGAUGACGUAGUCGCACGUGUGAUGACUCAACGGGACACGCAUGUGCAUUUGACAAAGCAAAAAACCGAGAAAGAACAACAGAGGAGUCGACUCGUUGAGAUGAAAGCCAAAUUACAAAAAGAAUAUCAUGAUAUGAAGUUUAGUGGAGAGAACAAGCUUUCUAAGAGCCAACAAAAACUCGAGACAGCGCAAGAAGAACUGAGGAAGCUGGAACUAAAGAAUGAAAAGAGCAGGGACAAGCUGGAGAGAGUUGGAACUGUCCUCGUUAAAGUAAAGACGGGUAUGAAAUCUUUAGAGGACAAACUUCGUGAGGUUCACAUUCUACCACCUGAUCGCAACUACAGUAUAAGUGGUGAUGUCACCGAGACCACGAGCAUUUGUUGUAAGAAGGUUGACCGACUGAUGGACUCCAUGACGCCUGGCCGCACACCCAGUAAAAUCACGUCAGAACUCGCCUCUGAUGAAUUCCAUGAAUUCCUUGCUGAAAGAUUACCAACUGAGAAUAUCCGUAUACAGGUGCAAGAGCAUACUGACGCUAAUAUCUCAGAGUUUGAUUUUGAUAGUGCCGAGGAGAAUGAAGACUCCUUUACUAGAGAUGACAUUAAAAAGAAUGGACAGAGGUUAUUGGACUCGAAGUUGAAGCCAAAGAAGAAACGCGGCAAGAGAAAGUAGUACUUUUGCUACACGAUGAAAUUCAAUUUAUGAACACUUUGAUGAAAUUAUGAACUUAAUCCACAUUUACAAUCGUGCUUUUAUUUUUAAAAACUAUUUGAGCAAAUACAUUUUUACAAUAUUGAACCGGAUCAGUUCUGAUGCGUAUAACUAACUUAAGUCCAAAUCAAUAGUCUUUGUCAACAUCACAGUGCAAAUUAAAUGCUAUUGCAUUACGGGUUUUCCAUAUCAUAUUAAUUUUUGAUUAUCACACUUAUUGAUUGGUUUAUUGUCUCACAGACAGCUUUUUGUGCGUUUUCCGUUGACAUGAUAUAAGUAGACAUGAACAGUUGAUGCGCUUGUAGGCUGUAAAACUGUUAAACUUGUGAAAAUAUCAUUCUGUUCCUUAACUAGAGGCAUUAUAA